Messenger RNA from Colletotrichum higginsianum IMI 349063, 1431 nucleotides. RefSeq names its product Histidine acid phosphatase. Lineage: Eukaryota; Fungi; Ascomycota; Sordariomycetes; Glomerellales; Glomerellaceae. Gene Ontology annotation, molecular function: acid phosphatase activity. The transcript has a single exon. Gene Ontology annotation, cellular component: fungal-type cell wall. The record is from RefSeq and is a predicted model, not a curated record. Bases 1 to 1431 code for a protein of 476 amino acids.
AUGGCUCGCCAACAGAGUCUGAGCUCCAAGCUCCUCCAUGUCCUGCCCUUCGUCGCCUACUCGUCGGCUUCGGCGCUGUACUCGACGUAUAGCUUCAACCCGUUGACGCAUCUGGGAGGCAUCGCUCCCUACUUCGAGUCGCAGGACCCCCAGCCCUCCCCGGACGUUCCCCAAGGUUGCACGGCGGAGCGCGCCGCGUACCUCGUGCGCCAUGCGGCCAUCUACGCAAACGACUUCGACUUUGAGGAGUACAUCGAGCCCUUCCUCGAGAAGCUGGAGAACAAGACCGGGAUCGAGUGGAGCAAGAUCCCCUACCUGAACUUCCUGGCCGACUGGGACGCCCCCGUCUCCGAGGCCGAGACCUCCCUCCUGACCCGCGUGGGAAGACUGGAGGCGGCGCGGCUGGGCGUCGACCUCGAGUUCAGAUACCCCAACCUGCGACUGCCCAAGAGGGUCUGGACCUCCUCCGCCGAGAGGACCGUCAAGUCCGCGCAGUCCCUGGUCCGCGGCCUCGAGAGCGACGACAACACCAUGAACGUCGUCAGCAUCUACGAGUCCAAGGAGUCCGGCGCCGACAGCCUGACCCCCUACAAGGCCUGCCCGGCCUACUCCUCGUCCGCCGGCAGCGAGCAGUCCGCCGUCUUCCAGGAAAAAUACACCAAGCCCAUCAUCGCUCGCUUCAACGACCUCGCCCCGGACUUCAACUUCACCACUAGCGACGUCUUCGGCAUGCAGCAGCUCUGCGGCUACGAGACCGUCAUCCGCGGCAAGUCGCCCUUCUGCGACCUCGACCUCUUCACCCCGGACGACUGGCUCGCCUGGGAGUACACCGAAGACAUCCGCUACCACUACAACUCGGGCUACGGCCUGGACGCCUCCGGGUACGUCGGCCUCCCCUGGCUCAACGCCACCGCGAACCUCCUGCUGCAGGAGCGGGGCACCACCGACGAGGACAUCUACGUCAGCUUCACGCACCGUGAGCUGCCGCCCAUGGUCGCCGUCGCCAUGGGCCUCUUCAACAACUCCGAGUUCGUCGGCAGCGAGAGCCAGAUCAACGACACGAUGCCGCUCGACCGCAUCAACUACCGCCGCGCCUGGAGGGCCUCCAACAUCCUGCCGUUCCUCGGCAACAUCGCCAUCGAGCGCCUGAACUGCACCGGGGCCUACGGCUACGACGACGGCGACUUCUACCGCGUGCUGGUGAACAGCGCCCCGCAGCCCUUGGCCGGCUGCGCCGACGGGCCCGGGACCAGCUGCUCGAGGGACGGGUUCAGCAAGUACCUGCAGGAGAGGGUCGACAAGUUCUCCGGCUUCUCCGAGAAGUGCGGCGUCGAGUACGACAACAGCACCGACGUGCUGUCGAUUUACACCGACCCCUCUGUCGGGAACGGCACUGUCGUGGGAAAGCGAUACGCGCCAUUUUCUCAAUGA